UGUUCAAUGCACCCCUAAAUCUGUUCAGAAUGAAGGAGUCCGGCGCCAAAUCUGAAGCAUGUUUACACACAAACACACUUUUUAAAGCUGUGUUAGAAAAGCCUGAGAAGUGGUGAAUAUUUCCACCAGCAGCAUCGUUUUUCUUCUAGGUUGGAGAUGUGGCUGAACUCGGAGCAGACGGCUCUCGCAGGCCUGAUGUUCGAAAGCUACGUGACGGAGCAUCACAGGAACGACAUCCUGCAGAUCCUGCAGGAACCUGAUGAAGACGCACACUACUCGCUCGUGGUAAACGCUAUGACCUUAUUCGAAGCCAACAUGGAGGUGGGCGAGUAUUUCAACGCCUGCCCCCACCAGGUGCUGCAAGUAUUCGACGAGGCUCUUCACGCCGCCGCGCUUGCCGUCUCUCGGUCCGAGCCGCCGCAGAGCUCCUUAAAGCUGAAACGCAACCUACACGUCCGAGUCUCCGGUUUGCUGGUGUGUCCCGAGAUGACCCGAGAGCACAUCCCUAAAGCCCGGGACGUGGGGCACUUCCUGUCCGUCACCGGCACCGUCAUUCGCACCAGUGUGACCAAAGUGCUGGAGUACCAGCGGGAUUACAUGUGCAACAAGUGCAGGCACGUGUUCUCCGUGCAGGCCGACUUCGAGCAGUACUACACCUUCACCCCGCCCGGCCACUGCCCCAACCAGGACGAGUGCAGCUCCUUUAAAUUCACUUGUCUUUCCGAACGAGACGCCCCGCCGUCGUCCUGCAGGGACUAUCAGGAGAUCAAGAUCCAAGAGCAGGUACAGAGACUCUCCGUGGGCAGCAUCCCUCGCUCCAUGCUGGUCAUUUUAGAGGACGAUCUGGUAGACAGCUGCAAAUCAGGAGACGAUAUCACUGUGUACGGGGUGGUGUGGCAACGCUGGAAGCCGCUGUAUCAGGACUGUCGCUGUGACGUGGAGAUCGUUCUGAAGGCAAACUACAUCGAAAUCAACAACGAUCAAUCCACAGCAGCGGUUGUGCUAGAAGACUGCCAGAAAGAAUUUGAAGAAUUCUGGGACACACACAAGCACAACCCUAUAGCUGGCAGGAAUCAGAUCCUGAUGAGUCUGUGCCCCCAGGUGUUUGGGAUGUAUGUGGUGAAGUUGUCUGUAGCCUUGGUGUUGGCAGGUGGAGUGCAGCGCGUCGACGCCUCGGGGACGAAGGUGAGAGGUGAGUCUCACCUCUUGCUAGUGGGCGAUCCAGGCACUGGGAAAUCUCAGUUUCUGAAGUACGCAGCGAAAAUCACGCCGCGCUCGGUCCUCACUGCUGGCAUCGGCUCCACUAAUGCAGGUCUGACAGUAGCAGCAGUGAAGGACUCUGGAGAGUGGCACCUGGAGGCAGGAGCACUGGUUCUCUCUGAUGGAGGUCUCUGCUGCAUAGACGAGUUUAACAGCAUUAAGGAACACGACCGCACCAGCAUCCACGAGGCCAUGGAGCAGCAGACCAUCAGUGUGGCUAAAGCUGGAAUGGUGUGUAAACUAGACACAAGGACAACCAUCCUUGCAGCCACCAACCCAAAGGGCCAGUACGACCCCAACGUGUCCGUGUCUGUGAACGUAGCUCUGGCCAGUCCCCUCCUCAGCCGCUUCGACCUGGUCCUCGUCCUGCUGGACACCAAGAACCCCGAGUGGGACAAAAUCAUCUCCUCGUUUAUCCUCCAAAAUAAAGCUGUCCCGAGUCAGUCGUCUUCAUUAUGGAGCAUGGAGAAGAUGAGAACGUACUUCUGCGUGGUAAAGAGGCUGCAGCCGCGCAUUACUCAGGACGCCAACUCCAUCCUGACCCGCUACUACCAGCUGCAGAGACAGAGCGACAGCAGGAAUGCUGCACGCACCACCAUCCGCAUGCUGGAGAGCCUCGGGCGUCUCGCAGAGGCCCACGCCAAGCUGAUGUUCAGAGAGACGGUGACCGUGGAGGACGCCAUAGUGGUGGUGUCGGUUAUGGAGUGCUCCAUGCAGGGUGGCGCUCUGCUCGGUAACGUGAACGCUCUGCACACGUCCUUCCCUGACGACCCUAGUGAGCAGUACAGAAGUCAGUGUGAGAUUGUACUGGAGGGUCUGGGCCUCAGUCACAUCCUCAACAAAGAGCUUCAGAGGCUCUCAGGGAAGCCGGACCGAUCUCACGAGUCACCUGGAGUGACCUGGAGUAAGCAGCCGAGUGACCUGCGCAGAGAGAGCGGGACCAGUGAGGACACGUCUGCCUCUGACCCAGGACUUCACUGGUUUCACAGCAUAACCAGUCCAGCUGAUGGGAAAGAGGCAUUCCCAGUGGCAUCUCCCAUUCAUUCCUCUACACAACAUCACACAGACAAGACACCGUGCUCUAGUGUGUUUCCUAGCAACAGUGGCUCUGCGUGGGAGAAGAAGGCCGACGAGGACGGCAGCUCGGUGGUGCAAAAGCUCUCCAAAAAGCUCAGGACCAAACGAUUGAAAGAGAUGAACACCGAGCGCUCAGGGAGCGAAGAUAAGAACACGGUGGAUGAAACAACAAACACAGAGCAGGAGUCGUCUCCACACACACGUCCGUGCCACAGCACACCGAUGCCAGACAGGAAAGGGCCUUCUAAAAGAAAGGCCACGUGUUUAAGUCCAGCUGUGACCGAACGAUCCGAGAGCGAAAAUCUCCAGGUCGACCUGUCGACCUUCGCUUUCAGAAGCAGAGGGAGAAUGACGCACACGGAUCAGGCUAGCGCUUCACAUCCGGCUCCUAAAAGGGGUCGUAAAAUCGACACAGAGCGAAAUUUGCAAAGGAAAGGAAAGGAGACUGAGAAAAAUGGGUGUUGUGAGCAGCCAGCAGAGGGCAGCAGCACAUGUAAGAAGCUCAGAGCUCGAGUCCAGGCUAAAGUCCGAGAGAUUCCCUCCGAAAACAGGACAGCGGACGACGCGGAGCACAAACGCCAGCAGCUCGUCCAAAGCCUCAGCAGUGCCACUCCAAACAAGCCCAUUUCCUCCAUUCAGCCACGCCAGCCAGAGACUAAAAUCGCUUCCUCCACCCUGGCCAAGCUUUCCACGUUCUCCUUUGUUCCCUCUCCUGAGGAAAAGACCAGCCAGAAUCUUACCACAGCUCCAAAACAGAUGAACAACACAUCAGUUUCCAAGGACGGCGUAAUGGAAAAAGAUGCCAGCGCAGUGAAAAGCGCACCCACGAACACGGCCACUAUGGAGCAGAACAGCUGCACGAAUUUAGCAGCGAAGACCCGUCAGAAGACGAGCAGGCCAUACCAAAACACGGAGAUGUGUGAGGAAGAAUCCGAGAGCUCCAGGAAGAGGAAGCGCUUCGAGCCGAGCUCAGGACGACCCGGAGGCCUUUUCUCCGGUCUCUCCUUCUUCGGCUCCUCUACUGUAGAUGAUGACGCUCUCGACGUGGACUGGGACGAGGAGUCCGGGAAUAAAGCCAAAAUAUAGUUACAUUAGAUGAGAUGAAGGAGAAGGAAGACUCCAGCAAUACAAUCUUUAGGUUGUGUAAUCUCUCUCCUGUUCUGAGGAAAAGGAAAAUAAAAGGUUUACUCCAAACUUGAUUAUACUUCAUGUCUUGGGGCAGUCAUCAGGGCAGGUUAGAAAUGUAUAGAAAUGUGACUAAAUCAUUCAAAAUUCAAAAAUGAAGCUGUUCUACUGGAUGAAACGGACUUCAGGGAAAGUCUCAGAAAUGUGUUUUAUAUACAGUAAAGUUUUACUUUAAGUUUUGUUGUAUUUGAGCCGCUUUAUCUGUGCCGAUGUGACUGAGAGGAAAAUGUAAAUGUAGCUCCAGUUUCUUCAUGUACACUUUUUUUUUUUUACACGUGCAGAAUCCAUAAAUACGUUCUACACACAUAAUGCGAUACCAAACCUGCCCUCAGGCUCCCAUUAUACGGAGUAAACAUACGCUACAGAUGCUGUAAUGGAGAUGAAAAAUGCUGGAGUUUUCCUUUAAUGUCAAGAAAUAAAAUGUAGAUAUAUAUAUCUUGUUUUAUGAUGGAUGGAUGACGUGAAUUGAAAAGCUGCUUGGGGGGAAAGAAAAUCCUCCUGCUGUUCGAAAACUCUGCCAGGUUAUGAAUCAACAAUAAAAAAUGCACUCCUUACUCA
Tachysurus fulvidraco (yellow catfish) is the source of this 4080-nucleotide messenger RNA. It is a transcript of the gene mcm9, whose product is annotated as minichromosome maintenance 9 homologous recombination repair factor. The record is from RefSeq and is a predicted model, not a curated record. Gene Ontology annotation, cellular component: MCM complex; nucleus. Gene Ontology annotation, biological process: double-strand break repair via homologous recombination. Bases 157 to 3423 code for a protein of 1088 amino acids. The transcript is spliced from 13 exons. NCBI's taxonomy places the organism in Eukaryota, Metazoa, Chordata, Actinopteri, Siluriformes, Bagridae. Gene Ontology annotation, molecular function: single-stranded DNA binding; ATP hydrolysis activity; ATP binding.